Chenopodium quinoa (quinoa) is the source of this 1174-nucleotide messenger RNA. Its product is annotated as 39S ribosomal protein L46, mitochondrial-like. Bases 122 to 820 code for a protein of 232 amino acids. The transcript is spliced from 6 exons. Gene Ontology annotation, cellular component: mitochondrial large ribosomal subunit. Gene Ontology annotation, molecular function: structural constituent of ribosome. The record is from RefSeq and is a predicted model, not a curated record. NCBI's taxonomy places the organism in Eukaryota, Viridiplantae, Streptophyta, Magnoliopsida, Caryophyllales, Amaranthaceae.
CUUUGACUAACUAACCGUAGACUCGUAGGGUGAGUGAGAACCCAAACUCAAUUUGGGGUCAAACGCCAUUUGGAAGAGAGGUUUAACUUUGUUAGGGUUUAUCUGCUAAAUCUCAACAAAAAUGCAGAGAAGAUGUACGACGCCAUUGAUGCACUCACUUCGAAGCUUUAGCACCACCACUAGUAGUACUACCACUAAUAAGAUCGUCGCUUCUGUGCUCUUCGAAAGGCUUCCUGUUGUCAUCCCCAAAAUCGACCCUGUUAUUUACGCUUUUCAGGAAUUCUCGUUUCGAUGGAAGCAGCAAUAUCGACGGGUAUAUCCUGAUGAAUUCUACAAGAAAUACGAAGCUCGAGGAAAGGGUGAUUAUCAAAUUCACUACAAACCAGCUUCACGGAUCACUGAAGCUGACAAAGCAAAUGAUAAGAGGUCACUGCAAAGAGCUCUAGAUCGGAGGCUUUAUCUUCUCCUUCAUGGAACUUCGUAUGACUCUUCUGAUGGGAAGCCUGUUUGGCAUCUUCCAGAAAAGGUCUAUGAUAAUGAAGAGACGCUGCGGAAGUGUGCAGAGUCUGCUCUACAAUCUGUUCUCGGUGACCUUACACACACAUAUUUUGUCGGAAAUGCACCCAUGGGCCAUAUCGCUGUACAGGCAGCUGACAAAGCAGAUCCAUUGAAGCAGAAAUUCUUCUUCAAAUCACAAGUAAUUUCAGCGAACUUGAUUAACGUUAGUGGAUGUGAUGACUAUGUUUGGGUGACCAAGGAUGAACUAUUGGAGUAUUUCCCUGACCAAGCUGAGUACUUGAAGCAGAUGAUUAUUAGUUGAUUGGCAUAUGGUGGUAACCAAAGAUUAAAAGAGUAAUAUUGUAGACCUCCUUAGCCUUCAACUAGUGGAGUACAUGUAUUGUGAUCUGUGGAGUCAUCCAAAAUUCAUGCUAAAUUGUGACUUUGUGAGGUGAUAGAUGAUUAAGCUGUUUCGAGUUUUGUUUUGGUUUCCUGAGGAAGAUUAGGUUUUCCGUUCAUGGUAUCUCAGCAGCAUCCAAAGUGCAAUCUUUUGAAAAUAAACUAUGCUUCUAUUACAAGGCUAAUGAAAUUUUGUUUGUUAAUCUUGUAACUAUGACAGUUUAAUUUAUCAAUAUAUCCAAUGAUGUUUACUGAAUAGGAAGCACUAAAUUAUAAA